GCGUCAGCGGCCGCGGCCGGGGACGGUGUGAGAGCGGUAAGAUGGCGGCGGCGGCGGUGGUGGAGUUCCAGAGAGCCCAGUCUCUACUCAGCACCGACCGGGAGGCCUCCAUCGACAUCCUCCACUCCAUCGUAAAGCGUGACAUUCAGGAAAAUGAUGAGGAGGCAGUGCAGGUCAAAGAGCAGAGCAUCCUGGAGCUGGGGUCCCUCUUGGCGAAGACUGGACAAGCUGCAGAGCUUGGAGGACUCCUGAAGUAUGUUCGACCCUUCUUGAAUUCCAUUAGCAAGGCUAAAGCAGCUCGUCUGGUCCGAUCUCUUCUUGAUCUGUUUCUUGAUAUGGAAGCAGCUACAGGGCAGGAGGUCGAACUUUGUUUAGAGUGCAUUGAAUGGGCCAAAUCAGAGAAAAGAACUUUCUUACGCCAAGCUUUGGAGGCAAGACUAGUGUCUUUGUACUUUGAUACCAAGAGGUACCAGGAAGCAUUGCAUUUGGGUUCUCAACUGCUGCGGGAAUUAAAAAAGAUGGAUGAUAAAGCCCUUUUGGUGGAAGUACAACUUCUAGAAAGCAAAACAUACCACGCCCUGAGCAAUCUGCCGAAAGCCCGAGCUGCCUUAACCUCUGCUCGAACCACAGCAAAUGCCAUCUAUUGCCCUCCUAAACUGCAGGCCACCUUGGACAUGCAGUCAGGUAUUAUCCAUGCAGCAGAGGAGAAGGACUGGAAAACUGCAUACUCGUACUUCUAUGAGGCAUUUGAGGGCUAUGACUCCAUCGAUAGCCCCAAGGCCAUCACAUCUCUGAAGUACAUGUUGCUGUGCAAAAUCAUGCUCAACACCCCAGAAGAUGUCCAGGCUUUGGUGAGCGGGAAGCUUGCACUUCGGUAUGCAGGGAGGCAGACAGAAGCAUUAAAAUGCGUGGCUCAGGCUAGCAAGAACAGAUCACUGGCAGAUUUUGAAAAGGCCCUGACAGAUUACCGGGCAGAGCUCCGUGAUGACCCAAUCAUCAGCACACACCUGGCCAAGUUGUAUGAUAACUUACUGGAACAGAAUCUGAUCCGGGUCAUUGAGCCUUUCUCACGAGUACAGAUUGAACACAUAUCUAGCCUCAUCAAACUCUCCAAGGCCGAUGUGGAAAGGAAAUUAUCACAGAUGAUUCUUGACAAGAAGUUUCAUGGGAUUUUGGACCAGGGGGAGGGUGUCCUGAUUAUUUUCGAUGAACCCCCAGUAGAUAAAACUUACGAAGCUGCUCUGGAAACAAUUCAGAACAUGAGUAAAGUAGUGGAUUCCCUCUACAACAAAGCCAAGAAACUGACAUAGAGUUGGAUCUGUAGCGGUCCUUUGGCGCGUGUGUGUGGCGGGAGAGUGGAACCUUGGGGGAAAUGCUAGGAGAUUCUUUUUUCUUUGUGUUCUACUUUUCGCUCGGAAAGUUUUUAAAUCCUCAUUUGGUGCAUCUGUAUUCCAGCCGAUAGGUGUGCCAGUUUUCAUGUAAUCUUUACUGGCCCAACUUGGGAGUGGGGAAAUUGCUUAAAAAAAAAAGAAAAGGAAAAAAAAAAAAGAUUAUUCUAAAUAAAAGGAAAAAGGCUUACACUACCUAAAGCUGUGCUCUCUGCCUCUUGGGAGAGGGCUGCAAAGCCAGGCACCCCGCCCACCACUGCGGGGCCUAGUCCACCCUCUGGGUGUCACCUCUCCUCUUCAGAAUUGGGUGUUUGCUGACCAUCGAAAGCAACGACUUUGUAUUCUGUUUGUACUGAACCAAAACAAACAACUGUGUAUAGACUGCUAUUUUCUUUUUUAUUUGAAAUGAGGCGUUCCGUGUUCUUCCUCCCGCACCCGUGCCACAUGGCCUGUCCGCCCUCCCCUCCCCCAACAUUGGCUCCAGCAGGUGAGCCGAAGUCCCGCCACCACCACCACCGCAGCAGCAGCAGCAGCAGCACCUGCACGGCUCCGCGCUGACCUGUGAAGGAUGGGGCCAAGGCCUGGAGCUGGUGUCCGCCCCGGCCACGCAGGGAGCAGUGUGGGCCCUCAGCCCCGGGCCUGCUGUGCAUGUGGCGCUUUUUUAACAGCGUAAACUAGAAGAGACGUCAGUGUUUUAAUUGCCCCCUCCUCUCCUCUUCUGCUCUGUCUCCCUUCUCUCUUCUCAGCCAGGAGACCAUCACACGUCUCCUCUUCUCCCCUGCAGAGGAGCUGGGCUGUCUGAAAUCCAUCAGCUCUCCCACUCCUCCUUUCCUGCUGGCAGAUGAAUUUCUUCCUUUUUUAAACAGUGAACAUCGGAAAUGAGACUGUGGGGUGUGGUUUUUCUCUCUUUUUUGUUUUCUAAAAAUGUUCCUUGUUGGGUUUUUGAGCAAGCUCAUGUCCCCUUCCGAGGGAGCUUCUUUAUUUACCUCUUAGAUCGAAGGGCCGGGAGGUAGAGCACUGUAUUUCAGCAUGCUUUGUUUUCCGCUGCGAUUACAUAACAAGGCUUUAAUGCCACCGGGCAGGUAAGCUUCUGCACCUCUGUUGUGCUUAACGACAUUUUGUCUUCUCUGUCUGUCCUCUUUCCCUUUCUCUUUCCUUCCUCCUGCCUUUUCCCUGCUGGUCUCCUUUUCUCUUUCUUUACCUUUCUCAGAGUAUCCUUCCAGAUUUUCGUAAUAAAUUUAUAUUUUGUAAAAGGAUUUUGUUGUACCAGAUUUUACAUCUUCACUGAAUCAGACUGGCUUUUAUUUUCCUCUCCAAAAUCAGGUUUUGUUCUCAACAUCUUUCCUCCCCGUCAUGUCCAGUCACUGUUUUGGUUUUGGCACCAUCAAUAUCAAAUGUACAAACGGUUCUUGCUAACCAACACCAGGUAUAUCUGAUGUUCAGAUGAGUUCCAAUAAAAAUAAUUUUUUUUUCAAAAGGUGUCCUUUCUUGCGUGCUGUAGGGCUUUGAGCAAGUCCAAACAGCUCUGGACAGCCUGCGACGCCUAGCCUUCCAUCCCCGCCAGCGCUCUGUUACUGCACUCGCUCACGGGCAGCCCCGUCAAGUUUGGAGUCCAAAUUUGGAGGGUUUGGGGCAAGAACAUUGGUUUGUGAAGUCUGAACUUGGAAGUGGAGCUCUGUUUUCCCAAGGCGGCAUGGUGCGGAGACGAUGAGUGGGCUUGGGCAGCAAGACCCUCCGCCCAUUUGCUUUGUGCUGGGAGGAUGUUUCCUUGGAGGUGAUUCUGAUGUGAGGGUCCCAGGAAGGGUAGGGAAGUGCUGGGAGGGUCCUGACAACCAAGUGGGGUUCAGUGUCCUUUUGGGCUCUUCAGAAGCAGCAGUUUUUGUACUUCCUCAGGCUCUGGGAGUAGUUCUGAGGGACUGUGGGGGCUCUGGGGGCCCUGCAGUUUGAGUAGUUCUGCUAUUCUGGUCUAAUACCGUGGUCUGUAUGUAAUUUUACUUGCAGAGAGUUUUGCUUCUAUAAAGGACUUUAAAAUUUAAACACUCCAGAGAGAUCUAGACCUGGAGCAGCGGGGAGAGGGUCUCCCUGCCCAGGGCAGCCCCGCAGGACUCAGGAUAGCACUGCGUUUCUCUUCUCCUUCUCGGGCCUCAGUCUGACGCUGUCCGGUACACAGGUAGCCUGGAGCCACGUGCGGCUGUCGGGCCGUUGCAGUGGGGCUAGUUUGAACUGUGACGUGCUGCAAGUGUAGAAACAAGCCAAACUUCAAAGACCAAGUAUGAAAAACGAAUGUUAACUAUCUCACUAACUUUUUUAUAUGUGUGUGGAAAUAUUUUGGGUAUUCUGGGUUAAAUAAAAUAAAUUAUUAAAAUCCA
Messenger RNA from Lepus europaeus (European hare), 3757 nucleotides. It is a transcript of the gene PSMD11, whose product is annotated as proteasome 26S subunit, non-ATPase 11. Bases 42 to 1310 code for a protein of 422 amino acids. Gene Ontology annotation, biological process: ubiquitin-dependent protein catabolic process. Gene Ontology annotation, molecular function: structural molecule activity; protein binding. NCBI's taxonomy places the organism in Eukaryota, Metazoa, Chordata, Mammalia, Lagomorpha, Leporidae. The transcript is spliced from 14 exons. Gene Ontology annotation, cellular component: proteasome regulatory particle, lid subcomplex. The record is from RefSeq and is a predicted model, not a curated record.